Aspergillus neoniger CBS 115656 is the source of this 384-nucleotide messenger RNA. RefSeq lists its product as uncharacterized. The record is from RefSeq and is a predicted model, not a curated record. Bases 1 to 384 code for a protein of 127 amino acids. The transcript is spliced from 2 exons. NCBI's taxonomy places the organism in Eukaryota, Fungi, Ascomycota, Eurotiomycetes, Eurotiales, Aspergillaceae.
AUGGGUGGAGUGACCGGCCAUCGCGAACAUACCGGUAUCAAACCCACUGUGCCAGCAAUCCCAAGCUCAAGUUACGAGCCUCUCUCUUACUCUCUACCGAUUGUCGAGAUUGAAGUCUAUCGUGCCGAUGUGUAUAUGCGGGACGAUCAGCCGCCGACCGCCACACUGAUUAACACGCCAAAUCGCCUUCGGUACAUGCUGCUCAAGUCCCAGGGACCCGUCUGUCGCUUCGAGAUCUGGCCUAAGAACCAUCCGCAUCCACCACAAUCAGAUCCCGCCGGUCUUUUCAGCAUCAGUGGCACCAGGCCAGCAAUGAGGCGAAGCCCCCCUGAGCCAGUUUCUGGCAAAGGAAGGGGAAAACCACCGUUCACGAUUCCGGUUUAA